Molecule: messenger RNA, 2397 nt
Organism: Coprinopsis cinerea okayama7#130
Lineage: Eukaryota; Fungi; Basidiomycota; Agaricomycetes; Agaricales; Psathyrellaceae
Product: 1-phosphatidylinositol-4-phosphate 5-kinase
Exons: 4
Coding region: 1-2397 (798 amino acids)
Biological process (GO): phosphatidylinositol metabolic process
Molecular function (GO): phosphatidylinositol kinase activity
Source: RefSeq, a predicted model, not a curated record
AUGCCUCGGUGGUAUCGCAUCGCCAAGGAAAGCGCCGCCCAGACGACCAACUCGGGGGAUAAAGGGAGAAAGAAUUGGGGUCAGAGGUCGUGUUCUGAAGACAUUUGGUCUCGUCGACAAGAGCGCCCAUUGAUCUACAUUGCUGCGAGUGCAAAGCAGUGGUGGAAACAUUGCGGAGAGAAUCCCAUGGCCGCAGCUGCCAUCGCCCUCCCCCAGCGACGCUCGCCGUCGCCCUUGACGGUCCCAAGCCCACAUCGCCAAUCAAUCGUCCCGACGUCCCCGUCCAGCGCAGCUUCCUUCAAGACCGCCGCCGCUUCCCCGACGUCCUCAGUCCAUACAAUAACCAGCCCGACAACCAAGGACGGCGAGGCCAUUUUCACCGCAAUAUCAGCGGGCUCCACCGCCGACGUCCAUGUAGUGACAGUGACGAGAGACGACACAGUUGACAUCGUUGACGCCAGCCACACCCACCAGAAGUCAAUAUCAGGCUGUCUGCGUCGUCCGAGCAUAGACACCUCCCCCACGCAUGUAGGACCACCACCGCCCUCGCCGCCGGCCAGUGUCGAGGAGACAGGAGUUACAGAGUCGACGACGUCCCAGACAAUCUCGAAGCCGCGGAAUGGGUCAGUAUCGACAGUUACGGAAGGCUCUGGCAACCAGCAGCAACCGCGACGACCGUCGUCUCCAUCUUCUACAGCCCCUCAGGUGAACCGACCGACAAUAACUUCGUCGCCGUUGUCGAUGGCUGAGCCAUUACCGUUCAUGGCGGGGCAGUCCUCGAAAGCUGCUUUGUUGCAGCCUGCACCACCACCACCCCCUUCGUCUUUUUCCCAAAGCCAACGGCCGACACGGCGGAAUACGACCGGUUCCAGCGCUGCAUCACGUACAAAACGUUUCACAGGUCCGCACUCGAAAGGGCAUUCGUUUGCCUACGACGAUGCGUCUUAUCCAGACCCGGCGACGACGAUCGAGGGUGAGCUAGCCUCUGAUAUCGAGCACCAUGCGGACCAGAUCAGGCGGGAGCGGAUGUCCAAACGGUUCAAGCAGCAGCAGAAGGAGGCAGAGGAGGCGCUUACCCGACAAACGUCCAAAGGCUCCAAAGGAGACAAGGACGACGUCGACCGUCCGCUGGUUGGCAACCUCAUCGGAGAAGGCCAUGUCAACUAUGUCCUCAUGUAUAACAUGUUGACUGGUAUCCGGAUCGCUGUAUCACGAUGUCAAGCCAAGAUUAAACGACCUCUUACGGACCAAGACUUUGCUGCACGACACAAGUACUCAUUCGACAUUGUCGGUAACGAACUCACGCCCUCUGCUAAAUACGACUUCAAGUUCAAGGAUUACGCUCCCUGGGUCUUCCGCACGUUGCGAGAAGACCAUUUCGCCCUCGACCCCGCCGACUACCUCCUCUCCCUCACCGCCAAGUACAUCCUCUCCGAAUUGGGCUCUCCAGGCAAAUCUGGGUCGUUCUUCUACUUUUCGCGGGAUUAUCGGUUUAUCAUCAAGACCAUCCGCCAUUCGGAAGCCAAAUUCUUACUGAAGAUCCUCAAGCAGUAUUACGAUCACGUCCAAGAAAACCCUCAUACUCUUCUCAGCCGCUUCUAUGGUUUGCACCGAGUGAAGCUCCCUCAUGGACGGAAGAUCCAUUUCGUCAUCAUGAACAACCUUUUCCCACCUCACAAAGAUAUCCACGAGACGUUCGAUUUGAAGGGUAGCACGGUGGGGCGAGAGUAUCCGGAGGAUAAGGCGGCGCAGAAUCCCAGAGCGGUGUUGAAGGAUAUGAAUUGGAUUAAUAGGGGGAAGACGUUGGACUUUGGACCGGAGAAGCAGGCGUUCCUAAUCGAGCAGAUACGACGAGAUUCCGAAUUCCUCAAAGAGAUUUCGGUCAUGGACUACAGCUUGUUGGUCGGGAUUCAUAACAUGCAGAGAGGGAACAAGGACAAUGUGCGGAAAAACACAUUGAAAGUCUUCUCGCCUGACCUACCCGCUUCCCAACGUUCCAAGUCUUCCCAAACAAAGGGAGGGGCCAAGUCUCCAGAGGCUAUCGCAAUGCGGCGGAUAAUGAGGUCGUCGGAUCCGAAGAGCUUGGGCUUUGAUUCAUCGAUACACUUGCCGGAGAAGGAUAGUGGCGAGAAGCACGCCUUCCUCUUCUAUCAGGACGAAGGAGGAAUGAGGGCUACGGACGAGAACAAUGAGCCCCUGCCGAUGAUUUAUUACCUGGGGAUCAUCGAUAUCCUAACGCCAUACAGCAUGGUCAAGAAGGCUGAGAAUAUCUGGAAGGGCCUGAAGGAUGAUCGGCAUAAAAUUAGCCCUGUGCCUCCACCCGAAUAUGCCGAGCGAUUCUUUGCGUUCAUGAAGGCUAUCAUGCGUGGUGGCGAAGGGGGUGCCAAGUUUGUGUAG